AUGGCGGAAGUGGUCCCUUUCACUGUUCCCAUAGAAAGUGACAAAACCUUGUUAGUGUGGGACCUAAGUCCUGGCCCCACGGCCGAAGCGUUGCAUCAUUCUCUCUCUGCAGUUUUCUCCCAGUUUGGACUCCUGUAUGGGGUGCGCGUCUUCCCCAACGCCGCAGCGGCCCCGCCGGGUUUCUACGCCCUCGUCAAGUUUUAUUCGGCGCAGGCGGCUCACAAAGCCCAACGGGCCUGCGAUCAGAAGCCCCUUUUCCAGUCCUCUCCAGUGAAGCUCCACAUUUCCCACAGACACAAAGCAGUUCAACAUCGGACACUUGCCCUAAACAGCUCCCGGUGCCAAGAAUUGGCAAAUUACUACUUCGGUUUCAAUGGAUGGUCCAAAAGGAUUAUCAAGCUUCAGGAUCUUUCUGGCCUUGAAGAAAGGGAAAAUGAGGAGACUGUGGCGCCACUUCAGAAGCAAAGGGUGAAAUUCUUCUGUGCCCUAGAGGUGGUGUUGCCAUCCUUUGAUUGCAAGAGCCCUGGGGUUGGCAUUGCUGAGGAGACUUUGGAUGAACUGGAAGGGCCAUUAUCAUUCCUUAUGAAAAGGAAGACAGCCCAGAAGUUUGCUAUUCAGAAGGCUGUGUCGGAUGCAUUUCAGAAACUGUUCAUUGUGGUUUUAGAAAGUGGUAAAAUAGCUGUGGAGUAUAGGCCUUCUGAAGAACUCACCGAUGCCAGAACCGAAGAACUACCUGAUUUAAUUCAAGUCAGCUACGUUUCUUGGAAGCAGGAUGGCCAAGGGGAGGAAGAAUGUCUCUCGGAUUUCAGUUAUGAGGAGGAAGCAUUAAGACUGCCACAAGUGGACUAGU
Messenger RNA from Suncus etruscus (white-toothed pygmy shrew), 850 nucleotides. It is a transcript of the gene RDM1, whose product is annotated as RAD52 motif containing 1. Gene Ontology annotation, molecular function: RNA binding. The transcript has 8 exons. Gene Ontology annotation, cellular component: nucleolus. Bases 1 to 849 code for a protein of 282 amino acids. The record is from RefSeq and is a predicted model, not a curated record. NCBI's taxonomy places the organism in Eukaryota, Metazoa, Chordata, Mammalia, Eulipotyphla, Soricidae.